This is a messenger RNA of Neogale vison (American mink), 1437 nucleotides long. Its product is annotated as carcinoembryonic antigen-related cell adhesion molecule 3-like. The record is from RefSeq and is a predicted model, not a curated record. Gene Ontology annotation, cellular component: cell surface; plasma membrane. Lineage: Eukaryota; Metazoa; Chordata; Mammalia; Carnivora; Mustelidae. Gene Ontology annotation, biological process: regulation of immune system process; signal transduction. Gene Ontology annotation, molecular function: protein tyrosine kinase binding.
CCUGCCUCCGAGGCCACUUAAGACAGAGCCAACAUUGGGACAACUGCUUCUCCUGAGCAUUUCUGGAGCAGAAGCUCUUCUCACAGAGGGAGGGACCGAACGGGCAGCAGACACCAUGGAGCCCCCUUCGGCCCUUCCCCGAGGAGGACGGGUCCCCUGGCAGGACCUCCUGCUGGCAGUCUCGCUCUUAACCCUCUGGAACCCACUCACCAUUGCCCAAGUCACCGUGGAGCCCGUGCCGCCCAGUGCUACUGAAGGGAAGGACGUCCUUCUGCAAGUCCACAAUCUGCCUGGGGAUACUAGACGCUUCAACUGGGCCAUGGUAGAGGCCAACCGUCAUAUUGUAUCAUAUAUAGUAGAUGUAAGAGUUAUUAUCCCAGGACCUGCACACAGCGGCAGAGAGACAGUGUACCCCAAUGGAUCCCUGCUGUUCCGGAACAUCACCCUGAAGGACACAGGAUACUACACUCUACAAAUCGUAGAUAGAAAUUAUGAAGUGGCACAAGUAACUGGACAGGUCCGCAUAUUCCAGCCCUUGGCCCAGCCCACUCUCCAUGCCAGCAACACCACAGUCACAGAAGACAAGGACUCUAUGGUCCUGACCUGCUCCACAAAUAAUCCUGAGGUCUCUAUCGGGUGGCUCUUCAAUGGCCAGAGUCUAAAGCUCAUGGAGAGGAUAACACUGUCCCAGGACAACAGGACCCUCACCAUACGCCCUGUCAGGAAGGUGGAUGCCGGGAAUUACCAGUGUGAGGUCUCCAACCCAGGUGAUUCCAGGAAAAGUGACCCUGUGAGGCUGGAUAUGAGCUAUGAAGGAAGCACCACAGGCUUCCCUGUGGGGUCCAUGGUUGGCAUUACAGUUGGGGUCCUGGUCGGACUGGCACUGGUGGCCACCUUAGGCUGUCUCCUGCUCCGCACAAGGACUGGAAGAGCCAGUGGCUGGCAUGACCUCAGAGAGCUCUGCUGCCCGGCACCCACCCCCCGGCAUGGUCCAACCAGCAGCUCCAAAUCCCAGGACUCCCUGCCCGGCCCCACAACAGCCAUUCCUAUCUACCAGGAAUUACGACACCCAGACACAAACACAUACUGCCAGAUCAACCACAAAGCAGAAAUGGCUUCUUAGUUUCCCCAGGGUCUGGGGGCUGCUGAGACCCAGGACUCUAGGUGGGGUCAGGAGCCUGUGCUCCUGACACAGCCUGUGCCAGAGAACCAGCUCUAGGCCCUGAGGAUAUUCAGGAACAUGGACCCAGGGUCAGGUUCAUCACCUUCCUUCACUACCAACCGAUGGGGGCAGCCUGGACUUGGUCCUUUGAACGUGGAGUCACUUCCUGCAGUGAUGUCCACAGCACCCUCACUGCCCUGAGUGAUGGGGACAGAGGCCAGUGCACACUCCCUGCAGCCCUUUCCACCCCUUCCUUUUUUUUUUUUUUUAAGAUU